CAGCUGACUGGGCGCUUAGCAUUGUUAUCUGCACCGCGGUACUCUAACUUGCUUUAGUCAUAACAUUUCCUUAUUGUUUCCCUGAAAACCCCUAAGAAUCCAUAAUUUCUCCAAAAUGCCUGUGAUGUACAACACGGGCGACUGGUUCACCUUGCGGCUGGGCAAUGUUUACAGAAAGUUCGAACUCUAUGGACUGGAUUGGCCGCUCGAUAUUGAGCUGGAGCAAAUGUGUGUUGUGGGGGCUCCUUUCGGUGGGCCAAUUGCCAUCGUGAGAGAUCAAAAGCAAAUUAUUCCAUUGAAAGGAUCGACGAAACCAUUGAUAAGGAUUAUUAACUCGGCCGGGACUUUGAUUUCAACAAUAACGUGGAAUCAUGGAAAACUUCUCACCAUGGGAUGGUCGAACGAUGAGGAAUUGGUAUGCGUUCAAGAUGACGGAAACAUAAUCAUUUACGACAUGUUUGGUGAAGAAAAGCAAACGCUCAGCAUGGGACAGGAAGCAAGCCACACAAAGGUUUUAGAUGCAAAAGUGUUUCCAUCAAGCGCGGGAACUGGUGUAGCUGUGAUGACUACUAGUUUUCGGGUGUUUCUCAUUAACAAUAUAAAAGAGCCCAAAAAUCGUCAGCUUCCUGAAAUUCCCAAAUCAGUUUUGAGUCCCAAAUGCUGGGAAAUUGUCUCAGAAGAGCGAAACACAUACUGCCUUGUAGGCAAUGAAAGAGAACUCAUAAAACUGGCUCUGGGUCAUAAUGUUUACGACGUUAAAGUGCCCCAAAUUGAAAAACCCUACAACAGCAUCGUACUCAUCUCAAUUUCGUACAACCAUCGGUACAUGGCUCUGUGUACAAAUACUGGAAUCAUCUGGCUCGGCACCACUGAUAUGAAAACUAAAUUCUGUGAAUUCGACACACAUCGCAGUGAGUGUCCGAAACAAAUUGAAUGGAUUCUGGAUUCAGAGAAUUGCAGACAAUCCGACGCAGUAGCCAUCACAUAUCCAUCACUUCUUCUUAUUGUAAACACAAAAGGCGAUCAGACUUCAUACACAUAUGAUCCAGCAAUUUUUUUGAUACCCGAAAUGGAUGGGGUGCGAAUUAUAUCGAAUUUAUCACAUGAAAUGCUGCAAAAAGUACCGAAUCCAGUUCAAAAUAUAUUCGCAAUAAACAGUCAGGAACCGUCGAGUUUUCUUUUCGAGGCACAACGAAAAUUUCAGGAGCGAAGUCAUCAGGCUGAUGAGUAUUUAGGACCAGUUCGAGAGAAGAUUGAUAUUGCUGUGGCGGAGUGUAUUGAAGCGGCCGGGUAUGAGUUUGAUACGGAGACGCAGAAGACGUUGAUAAGGACUGCAUAUUUUGGAAAAGGAUUCAUUCAAUCUUACGUGCCGGACGUUUAUAUUAAAAUGUGUCGCGUUCUUCGAGUUCUGAACGCAUUGAGACAUCCCCGAGUUGGACUACCGUUGACAUACAAACAAUUCAUUGAGUUAACUCCUAACGUUGUUUUGGAUCGUCUGGUCUUUCGCAAACACUAUGCCAUCGCGAUACAAGUUGCAAAGUAUCUCAAAUUGGCGGAGUCGAGGAUUUUGGAACAUUGGGCUAUACAUAAAGUGCUGCAUGAUAAAAAUGAUAUUGAGGUAGCGCGAAAAAUUACGGAAAAAUUCAAGAAUCCUACAGUUCAAGGAGUCUCUUUCUGCAAUAUUGCGGCAAAAGCUCAUGAAGUUGGUCGUGAUAAUUUGGCGAUAAAGUUGCUUGAGCAAGAACCGAAACGAUCACUGCAAGUUCCUUUACUGCUGAAGUUAGGGAAAGACGAAAAGGCAUUAUCCAGCGCCACGGAGUCAGGAGAUACUGAUCUAGUGUUCAUGGUCCUGCUGAAACUCAAGGAAACAACUCAACUAGCCAAAUUUCAAAUGAUCAUUCGUAAAUUUUCCAUGGCGCACAAUCUCUACAAGAAAUACUGUCAAAUGUACAGCAAAACUGCCCUCCAAGAGCUUUAUAAUAUGGAGGAUGACUAUCUGUCGCAAGCUGAGUUUUCACUGCGUGAGGCGAUAGAUAAUUCUAGUUUAGAAUCUUCUCUCCUGACAACGUCCGCACUGUACAGCAAGGCCCAUAGGGAAGUGGAAUCAUCACUUUGUUCAGAAGUGCGCAAAGUUUUGGGACAACAAAAAGUCUUGUCAGAAAAAUACCGAACUUCUGAUAACUCACAAUUUUACGGUUUGUCUAUAAAUGAUACGCUUAAGGCAUUGCUUCGGGUUGGAGAUCUGAAAUUAGCUGAGAAAUUCAGAAACGAAUAUAAAAUUCCAGAAAAAAGAUUUUGGUGGGCAAGGAUUGAAGUGUUAGCGUCACAAUUUCGUUGGGACGAGCUUGAAAAAUUCUCGAAAUCGAAGAAGAGCCCAAUUGGCUAUGAGCCAUUCGUAGAGGUUUGCUUGAAGGAGAAUAAAGUCCAAGAGGCUGCAAAGUACAUAGCCAAGUGUCGCGAGGAUAAGAAGAUCAAAUGGUUCAUAAGGGCUGGAUUAUUAGACGAUGCGGCCCAGACUGCCUUUGAACAACGCGAUGUCCAGAGUCUCUUGAAUAUCCAAAUGACUGCAAAUCGAGCUGACAACAAUAUUCUUGUUGAAAAGUUGAGCUCUUAUAUUAGUCAGUUGUCUAGCAGAAAUUAAGGAUUUAGAAGGAUUAAGAUAUUGGUUUGUAAGGUAGCGAAAUGAUAUUUAUAUGCAAUAUUCCAUGCCUCAUAGUCUAUUAUGUGAUAAAUAAAAAUAAACUUUAAUCGCAA
Messenger RNA from Hermetia illucens (black soldier fly), 2754 nucleotides. It is a transcript of the gene Vps16A, whose product is annotated as vacuolar protein sorting-associated protein 16 homolog. The transcript is spliced from 13 exons. Gene Ontology annotation, molecular function: actin binding. Gene Ontology annotation, cellular component: HOPS complex; endosome; cytoplasm. The coding region runs from base 116 to 2641 and encodes 841 amino acids. Lineage: Eukaryota; Metazoa; Arthropoda; Insecta; Diptera; Stratiomyidae. Gene Ontology annotation, biological process: intracellular protein transport; vacuole fusion, non-autophagic; endosomal transport. The record is from RefSeq and is a predicted model, not a curated record.